Molecule: messenger RNA, 684 nt
Organism: Prorocentrum cordatum
Lineage: Eukaryota; Dinophyceae; Prorocentrales; Prorocentraceae
Source: the annotation of a GenBank genome assembly
AUGACCGGCACAAUUGGGAACGAGGCGGAGCACAGGAUGUUUACGCGCUGGAUGCAUUGCGUAUACCAGCAAUACGCCGAUCGGUUGCAGAUCGUGAUGGAGGCGCGCGCGCUGCGCCGCGCGCUGACGAACGCGCGCAAGAACCUCGGCGGCAGCGUCUGCCGCGCGGGCAAGGGCCGGUGCAUCCUGAGCAUCCAGUCGGGCCUGGUUGCCGGCGGCAGUCUGCGCCGCCCCCCCGGCGCGCCGCCUGCCCCCUCGGCCGCGCUUGGCGGCGCGCCCGUGAACGGGCCGGCGCCGCGCAGGCCCACUGCCCCGGCGCCAGAGGAAGAGGGCGGAGAGCCGCAGGGCGCUCGGGGAGACGCGCCGCGCCGCGCGGCAGAAGGACUUGCGCUGGAGCUGAGCAAGGGCCACGCGACAUCUGUCGGCGCAGGGGUGCGGUUGUUGAGCGGGCAGACGGAGCAGCGACGGCAGAAUCUGGCGGAGUUCGCAUUCCUUCUUCGAGGCCAGGUGUUGGCACAUGCUGGCAGAUCACUUUUCGAGGCCGCGGCUGGCCCGCGGGGCAGUCUCCAUGGCCGCUGUUUUGGAGUCCGUCGGCGGGCCGCGGGGCGCCCUCCAGGGCCGGCAGCGUUCAAUUUUGCGCGCGCCCAUUUGGGGCCGCGGAACUCUCCAGGGCAGGCGGGGUGA